UGGAGAGCUGACAGAGGACAGGAGGGCAAAGAGAAAACACACCGUAGAAAACUAUUUGCUGUGGCAAGUUGAAAAUAAAACAAACAAACAGAAACAAAAGAGGAAAGUUUGCAGGCGCAGUGCCGGUGUCCUGUCCGCGGUGAGAGCCGAGAAGAGAAGCGGAGCGAAGACGGAGCGCCCGUCCGUCCCCGCGUCGCAGCGCCGCAGGGAGGAGACACGCAGAGGAGGAAACAUUCCCCUCAACGCAGAGAGAGACUCGGAUGAGGAGAACAGGAGAGCCGAGGGCAUCGGAUAGCCAGCAGCAACGAUGGCAGCUCCAGACUUAUUGGACCCUAAAUCCGCCACUCACAACACCAAGCCCCGCCUCUCCUUCUCCACAAAGCCAAUCACGCUGACUCCUCGGGAGGAAAGUGAGAUGGUUGCCACAGUGAUGAAGUGGAAGACAGUGACAGCCAUCUUUCUUUUGGUGGUUAUGUAUCUGGUGAUGGGAGCAGCAGUCUUCAGAGCCCUGGAGCAGCCUCACGAGAGUGCCCAGCGUUUCACUAUCCUGUCCCAGAAGCUGGAGUUCCUGUCUAGACACUCCUGUGUCAAUCAGAGCCAGCUGGAGGAGCUGGUCAAGCAAGUUGUGUCUGCUAUCCGUUCUGGGGUGAAUCCUGCAGGAACACUUGGUAACCACAGCAGUCUGUGGGACCUGAGCUCUGCCUUUUUCUUUGCUGGGACUGUCAUCACCACCAUUGGCUUUGGAAAUAUAUCUCCCCACACUGAAGGUGGAAGAAUCUUCUGCAUCAUCUAUGCCCUGCUGGGAAUACCUCUGUUUGGCUUCCUGUUGGCUGGUGUAGGGGAUCAGCUCGGCACCAUCUUUGGCAAGGGCAUUGCCAAAGUGGAGAAAAUGUUUAUGCACUGGGACAUCAGCCAGACGAAGGUGCGGGUUAUUUCUACUCUCCUGUUUGUGCUGUUUGGCUGUCUGCUGUUUGUGGCGCUCCCGGCAGCCAUCUUCAAACACAUUGAGGGCUGGUCUGCGCUGGAGUCCCUUUACUUUGUGGUCAUCACCUUGACUACCAUUGGGUUUGGAGACUUUGUGGCAGGUGGGUCAGAAAUUGAGUACCUGGACUACUAUAAACCAGUCGUGUGGUUCUGGAUUCUGGUGGGCCUGGCCUACUUUGCUGCUAUCCUCAGCAUGAUAGGAGACUGGCUCAGGGUCAUCUCUAAGCGGACAAAAGAAGAGGUGGGGGAGAUCCGAGCACACGCUGCAGAGUGGACGGCUAAUGUCUCGGCAGAGUUCAAAGAGACCCGCCGCCGUGUCAGCGUGGAGAUCUAUGAUAAGUUCCAGCGUGCUGCAUCGAUUAAACGUAAACUGUCCUCAGAGCUGGGUUUCAGCUCAGCACCUGAGCUCACUCUGCCCCGGCGCGACACGUCGGUCAGUGUCAAUGACGAACGCGAGAAAAACGACAGGGAGCUUGGGAUGCAAGGCUCGACAUCACCUAUGGCUAGAAAUGGCAGUUUUCUCCUAAAUGGGCUGGAUCCAGAACAAGGGGACAUAUCGAUCAUUGAACAUUUGAAGUAGAAAAAUCCUUCUGUGGCCCUUCCAACUGUCGUCAUCUGUGGUAUCAGCGUUCGAGUGUUUACACUCUCAAAUUACUUAAUGACACUCCAGUGUUUGUCACUCCAUGACAGACAUAUCUAUCCCUCUACAAGGAUGUCAGAGGAGUUAAAGCCAUGCUCAGAAGCUCUUCAAUGGAUUUUUGGCAAUGGAUUUAUCACUUCACCAUCUCGCCAUCAUGAGAAAGACAAAAAUCCCGUAGAACAUAGAAAGCAGAGCUUUUUUUAAAUCUGGUUUUAUUAACCAAAAUCUCCUACAUCAGCCAAAAUUUUUAAUUGAUAAUGGGAUCACCUGUAAAAAUACAACAAAGCAUGUAUUUUGAGCAUAUUUUAUAAGAGAUUGAAGUAUUCAGGACCUGAUAUUGACAAGUUGGACGGUGUGUCACAGUGCCUGUCUGUGUUUGCAGAAAUUCACCGUUUUAUAUUCUUAUGAGUGUGGAGAUGGUUUUUACUGCACAUCUUUAGAGCUUGAAAACCUGUUCUUUCAGCCAUUUUAGAAAUAGACGGGGUUAUUAUAGAGAAAGAUGAGUAUGACCUGCAACUGAGCAUCAAACUAGGGAUUCAACCCACAUACUGUUUUUUAUCUGAUUGUUGAUAACAAUCAAUGUAUCACUGUCCACUGAGACUGUUUAGGGGGUGUUGGUUAUAUUGUAGGGUGUAAUGAUGAUAAUGAGAGUUUAUACGUCUCUGACAGGGAGAAUCUCUGGACUGAGCUCCCAUUUGUAUUGUUUCUGUGAUUCACUGGAUGAAAACAGAUUUGCAAUUUCAAUCGUGUACAAAUUUAAAAGCACGUUUUGUUUCAUGUUUUUUAUCUGAAACUUUUUUGCUUAUUUCUUUUGAAUCAAUUAGCACAUAUAAGUGAGGUUUCUAUUCUGUAAGUUAUCUUUUGCAUAUUACAGUAAAGUAACUAACACGUACAACUACAACAAACUAUGUGGUAUUAAGGGCAGAAUUUUUGUUUUAUUUUUUAAAUUAAAAAAAUCAUACGUGUAAUUCAGUCAUUUAGUUAAAAUCUUUGUCAUCAUUAUCAAGACAUACUGUUUCAGCCAUUACUUUUUGCAGGUAUGUCAAACAUAAUGUUUCGAAUACUUCAGAUGUUCCUGAGAAACUGAACAUGGACUUGAAGAUCAAAUUUUCUUCAUUUCAUUUCUAGCAAUAGGAAACUUAGUCAAAUAUAAAUUCACUCUUUACCCAUUGCCACAUACCAGGAACGCUGGAAGACAUUGCUUCUGUAAUUGUGUGAUAAAAAGGAUAUAAUCAAGUGUUUAUGGAUAUGUAAGACAAAGCAUUUAUGUGUGGCUUGUUUACAUGUUAUGGAAGUUAUUCUGUUUAAAACAAAAAACAAAAAAAAACAUUGAUGAUGGAUUAUGAUGGUAAAAAAGUCAUGAACAUUGACAGAUUAUGAAUGUUAAAUUAUUGUCACAAUAUUAUUAAAAUCUGAACACACACACACACACACACACACACACACACACACACACACACACACACACACACACACACACACACACACACACACAUACGUGACAAGGGUUUUAAUGCACCUGCCAUUGGAAAUGCACUUUGUGUAAACAGCCUUUGAGUGUGACAUGAUUGUUUCUUUCAGUCAGGAGUCUUUGAUUUUAGUCGUGAUAUGGUAUUCAUGACAACGACAAUUAAUUUCACAACUCCCUUCUUUAUGUACAAGCAUUGAGGAAAAAAUAUUUUACAUCAAAACAAUGAUAUGGGAACAUUACAGAGUGGAGGUGAAAUACCGAAUACUGAGAUCAGCAGGAGAAAGGCUGAUGUCAGAAUGACGUAGAAAACCUGCUGCUAAAAUCCACUCCAUGUAAAGUAUUUAAUCAUUUCAGACUAAUAUUUGCCUCGUACUGUUUAAUAUCUAUGGAUGUACUAUUUCAACAUAUUCCCUCUGAGCAUGCUAACUGACAAAUAAAGACAUGGGAAGACUGAGGGGAAGUAGAGGUUUUCACAUAACUGUAGAAGAGUUCUUAUUAUAUCUGCUUUGUGCACUAACACUGAAUAUAAGUAACCCCUUUAUGUUGAACAGCUGUGGCCUUCUUCACUAUUAAAAUGCCUUUGUCACGAAACAAUCUUUCUUAUUUUUUCUAUAACUAAACUGUUUUUUGUUUUUUUCAUGUUAUUCUUUGUUCCAUAUGUUAAUGUUUUUGUAGUCUUUUUUUCAAUAAACUAUACA
Molecule: messenger RNA, 3793 nt
Organism: Cololabis saira (Pacific saury)
Lineage: Eukaryota; Metazoa; Chordata; Actinopteri; Beloniformes; Belonidae
Gene: kcnk2a
Product: potassium channel, subfamily K, member 2a
Exons: 9
Coding region: 308-1564 (418 amino acids)
Biological process (GO): stabilization of membrane potential; potassium ion transmembrane transport
Cellular component (GO): membrane
Molecular function (GO): potassium ion leak channel activity; outward rectifier potassium channel activity
Source: RefSeq, a predicted model, not a curated record